AUGACAUGCUUACUGAAGUUUUUGAACCCGCGCAAAAAUGCGGCUAGCAUGAUGGCUUUCCCGUGUCGACAUGGUGCCGCCGCGCGUUUUGACCACUUGAGUUGUGGCACCACGUGUAUAGUUGAGGUACCUACUAGUUUAUUUAUUUUUGCGCGGGCGGUCCAAAGAAAACACACGAGGGAGUUUGCAAGAAAAAAAACAAAACGCAAAAAUUGCGUCACGAUUUUAACACCCAUGUACAAUCUGCCACUUCCCAUUGCACAAAAAAAACCAAAGGAAAUUCUGAUAGAAGCAUCAGAAGUUUGA
Molecule: messenger RNA, 306 nt
Organism: Amoebophrya sp. A120
Lineage: Eukaryota; Dinophyceae; Syndiniales; Amoebophryaceae
Source: the annotation of a GenBank genome assembly